Messenger RNA from Coprinopsis cinerea okayama7#130, 1478 nucleotides. RefSeq lists its product as hypothetical. NCBI's taxonomy places the organism in Eukaryota, Fungi, Basidiomycota, Agaricomycetes, Agaricales, Psathyrellaceae. Gene Ontology annotation, molecular function: protein binding. The coding region runs from base 12 to 1478 and encodes 488 amino acids. The transcript has 7 exons. The record is from RefSeq and is a predicted model, not a curated record.
UUACAGCAAUCAUGUCUAUGACAGCGGAGGCAGCCUAUACGGCUCUGGGACUCGAGGAGGGAUGCACAUUGGAGGUCGUGAAAACCGCGUAUAAACAGGCAGCUCUGAGGACCCAUCCUGACAAAAACCCGGACAACCCAGAAGCCACUGCCGAGUUCCAAAGAGUUGGAGAAGCGUUUCGUGUCUUGGAAAAGCACCUUGGUCCAAGGAGGCACAUCUUCGACGGUUUUUCUGACGAAGAAUACGACGACGAGUACGAUUACUACGACGAUGACGAUGACUACUAUGAAGACAUGGAGUUUUUCUUCGAGCUUUUUGAGUACAUGAUGCGUGGCGGUGGAGGAAGGUUUCGCUUCCAUUCUGCGGACCCGCACAGGAACUACCGUCGCUAUGACGUGGUAGACGAGUCUCCUCAGGUAUAUCAGGAGCGUUUGGAGCGUUCCAGGAAAGAACAAGAGGAAGCACAGCAGAGGCGUGAACGCGAGGCUAAAAUUCUUAAAGAACGUCGAGCAGCGGAGAGAGAAGAAGAGCGCAUCGCCGCUGAAAAGAGACAGAAGCAGAAACAAGAAGCCAAAAAGGCCAAAGUUCAGUCCGACAAGAGGAAGGCUGAAGACGCUGCCCGUGUGCAAGCACAGAAGGCCCAGCGGCUGCGGUCGGAGAUCUUCGCUGCUGCUCGUUCUGGCAAUGCUGAAAAGGUGAAGAAGGGUGUUUGGGAGUACUCUGUUGAUGCAAGCGGUGGUGAAAUUAGGCCCGGGUGUGAAGCAUACGUGAACUCUAAACCGAAAGACCCAACAGAGACCUUGCUUCAUCUCGCUGUGCGGAGCGGCGAUCUUGAUCUUGUUCAAUGGCUCGAUACUCAUGGUGCUGACAUGGAAGAGAGAAAUUCGCAAGGUUGGACAGCACUUCACCUUGCCCUCAAACUAGGCAAGGUUGAGAUCGUGGAGCACAUCUUCGAGGAGUUUCCCCCUGAAGACGCACCAUCACUCUAUGAUUUGCCAGGUUCUGGGAGUUCAUUGCUCUUGGCCCUUGAUUCCGGUGAACCCCAGCUAGUCUGGAGAAUCCUGGACAGCGGCCUCGCGACUCCGGACGAUAUUAACAAGGCCUGGACGAAAGCUACGUCCAACAAAGGACCCCAGUCUCCCAUCCAUAAAUUGUCGACGGACGCAGAAAAGCAAUCCGACGUUCUCAAGCUCCUCAUGCGGUACGGUGGAUUCACCCCUCCUCCAACACCACACAGCAAGACGGCCCAGUCGUCGAAGCUGGAUUCUAAAGGGAAUCAUGAGAGCAAACCGGCCCACCGUCGCAAUCAAUCGAAGGCGUCGCAGCAACUAACACAAACCCAUGCUCCUGAAAUUAGUGAUGUCCCGAAACAAGGGGCACAACCAGACCCAAGGCAAUCGAAUCGCGGUCGUGGUCGUGGCAGGGGUCGUGGUCGAGGUCGCGCACGGGCCUUCGCGAACUCUCCUACCCAUCGUUAA